AUGAUUGGAAUCGCCGGGGGCUCUAAUAUGGAACAUGAGACAAAAUCAAGUAUUAUGGAGAUUAAUUCAGCAUCUGGUUCAAGUGGUAAAACCUUGAAACAGAUACUAGAGUUCCUCAAUUAUGAAAAUCUUGACGAUCUUAACCGUGUUAGUGCGCGUAUAAUCGAGGAACUAAUUCAAGGUGAGAUUGGUGUUAAUGAAGAAGGUCCCAAACUAUGUUUUGUCAGCGGCAUUUGGGCCACAAACAGGUAUGCCCUUAAUCCUGUCUUUAAGGAGACAGUGAUGGGAACAUAUAAAGCAGAAGUUGAGUCUGUUGAUUUCGAACAGAGCGAAGUAGCUCGGUCGAACGUGAACAAAUGGGUCGAAAGAAAUACAAAUGGCUUAAUUAAGGGCAUCCUUACCGAGGGAUCUAUCGACAGCAAGACAGUGGUUUUAGCCGCAAAUGCACUCUAUUUCAAAGGAUCAUAG
This is a messenger RNA of Papaver somniferum (opium poppy), 468 nucleotides long. RefSeq names its product serpin-ZX-like. The transcript is spliced from 4 exons. Lineage: Eukaryota; Viridiplantae; Streptophyta; Magnoliopsida; Ranunculales; Papaveraceae. Gene Ontology annotation, molecular function: serine-type endopeptidase inhibitor activity. The record is from RefSeq and is a predicted model, not a curated record. The coding region runs from base 1 to 468 and encodes 155 amino acids.